AUGAAGGUUGCUGUUAUUUUCGGUGCUGUCGCUGCCCUUGCUGGGCCAGCUACCGCCUUUUAUGGCCAAAUGGCUGCCAGCGCGUUGACAGUUAGUGGAGAGGGCCCUGCCUAUCAACUCAUCACCUUAACCGACUACAAUACUGGAUCGAUUUACUCUGGCGAUCUCAAUGGCGGCUUUCGUAGCGAGCAGGCGACUGUUUUCUUUGGAGAGGAUACUCCUGGCGGUUACGAUUUCUAUGCUCUUAUGUGGGAGACUGAUGAUGGAUGCUACAACAUUAACUUUCAGGGUGCUUUGAGUGCAGGCCACGGAUGGUGCUGUGGCUCACUUCCUUGCGAUUUUACUGCUUAG
Trichoderma asperellum CBS 433.97 is the source of this 351-nucleotide messenger RNA. RefSeq lists its product as uncharacterized. The record is from RefSeq and is a predicted model, not a curated record. Lineage: Eukaryota; Fungi; Ascomycota; Sordariomycetes; Hypocreales; Hypocreaceae.